Molecule: messenger RNA, 1839 nt
Organism: Girardinichthys multiradiatus
Lineage: Eukaryota; Metazoa; Chordata; Actinopteri; Cyprinodontiformes; Goodeidae
Gene: zdhhc16a
Product: zinc finger DHHC-type palmitoyltransferase 16a
Exons: 11
Coding region: 174-1322 (382 amino acids)
Biological process (GO): protein palmitoylation
Cellular component (GO): Golgi apparatus
Molecular function (GO): palmitoyltransferase activity
Source: RefSeq, a predicted model, not a curated record
CAGUAGCGCCAGGUCAGGAUUCAGCUGUGUUAACUAAAGAUCCCCGGAUCCCGCUCCUGCUAUGAGGUAGCAACAAACCCGUUUUAUCUUCAGUUUAACGAUGUUGACCAUUAAGGUUAAUUCAGCGAGUUCCUCCGCUCCAUAACCAGGUAUCUCCUCAUUACAAAUGCAGGAUGCGGUGCAGUCCCGGCUCCGUGCUUAACCUGGUGCGCAGCGGGCGCCUGCGAUUGUGCAGCAGACGAGGGAGGAACCGACUCCCCUUGUGGCUCAGGAAAAUAUGUCUUUACAUGAGGCUGGUGGUGCAGUCGCUUUGUUUCAGUGCUCUCACAGACUCUGAUGUAGUCUUUGACUCCAUCUUUGAGCCAGUGUUUUGGACUGUGGAUUAUGUCACGCGCUGGUUUGGCUUGGUGUUUGUUUGUCUGGUGGUGAUUCUGACCAGCUCCAUUGUGGUGAUAGCCUACAUAGUGCUUCUUCCUCUGAUCUUAAACACUUACUCUCCCCCAUGGAUUGCUUGGCACAUUUGUUACGGACACUGGAACCUCGUCAUGAUCGCUUUUCACUACUACAAAGCUGCCAAGACUUCCCCUGGAUAUCCCCCCACAGAGAAAAACGACAGGCCAUUUGUGUCGGUCUGUAAAAAGUGCAUCAUGCCUAAACCAGCAAGAACACAUCACUGUGGUAUCUGUAACAGGUGCAUUCUUAAAAUGGACCAUCAUUGCCCCUGGUUAAAUAACUGUGUGGGUCAUUUUAACCACCGGUACUUCUUCUCUUUCUGCCUUUUCAUGACCCUGGGCUGUGUCUACUGUAGCAUCAGUGGCAGAAACCUGUUCCUGGACGCAUACCACGCUCUUGAGCGGUUUAAGCAUUCCGAUUUGGAAAAGCCGGGGGUUCCUGUAACUGGGAUAGGACUUCUUAUAGGGCUUCUCCCAUCUGGCCAGACCAACUUCCAGACACCUGCUCCUCCAUACACCUUUCAGGAGAGGAUGAUUCAUAAGAGCAUCAUCUAUAUGUGGGUUCUCACCAGCACCGUGGGCGUGGCUCUGGGCGCUCUCACUGUUUGGCAUGCAGUUCUCAUAUCCAGAGGGGAGACGAGCAUUGAGAGGCACAUUAACAAGAAAGAAAGACAGAGAAUAGCAGCAUGGGGAAAGGUUUACAGAAACCAUUUUAACUACGGCAAGCUGAACAACUGGAAAGUCUUUUUUGGGGUGGAGAAAAAAAGUCACUGGGUGACACGCAUCCUGCUUCCCUCUGGACAUCCGCCACAUGGUGACGGCUUGACGUGGGACAUCUUCCCAGUUAGAAAGGACUUGACACCUGUAUGACAGACUGGUUCAACAAAGCUGUAGGCUGAAAUCAUUGCUCUGUCAACCCACUUUAUCCAGUUACCUCGCAGGUUCUGACUUGGCGACUCUACUGGGCACUAUCAACCUCCAUUACCUCACUAAAACAGGGAUUGCAUAUGGAUUCAUAAUAUAAAUAUUUCUUGCAAACUGACUUUACUUGAGUCUGAGCAUUGUGUUGACAUGUGUAUAAGAUAAAGAAAAAUCAAAAAUACUUACUGAAUUAUCUGUUGAAAUAUUUUUAAGCUAAAGUACUUUAUUUCAUUUUUUGUUUUUUGCCCAGUUUGUUUUAUAUUUAAAAUUAAAUAUUAUCCAAACAUGAGAGACACUAAAGUAGUUUAACUCUUUCCCUGCAUUUUCCAUGUUAAUUCAUCACAAGCCACUCUGAAAGUACCGUGUGCUUAAAAACCAUUCAUUUCCAUUCAAACACAGUAUCCUGACUGUUAUUAACCUCAAUUUUGCAUAUGUUAAUAAACGUUUACUACAUUUUUUAAAAUAA